Messenger RNA from Magnolia sinica, 2224 nucleotides. Its product is annotated as NAC domain-containing protein 7-like. The transcript has 4 exons. Gene Ontology annotation, biological process: regulation of DNA-templated transcription. The record is from RefSeq and is a predicted model, not a curated record. Lineage: Eukaryota; Viridiplantae; Streptophyta; Magnoliopsida; Magnoliales; Magnoliaceae. The coding region runs from base 738 to 1802 and encodes 354 amino acids. Gene Ontology annotation, molecular function: DNA binding.
GGCGGGGCUCUAGGUGCGUGUGGGCCUGGCCAGCCUCUUCCAUUCAUUCCUUUUUUUUUUUUUUUUAGUUUAUUUAUUUAUUUUUGCGUUUUAUUUCACUUAGAUAGCAGGCUUUAAGAAAGGCGGGGGCUGUUGCCGGUAUCCCUUCUGUUUAUCGCCGUUAGUGCAGGUGUAGCUCUCCCGCACUUACCGGCAAGGUCGAGGACAAACACGUCCUCUUUCGAAGGGUGGUCCUUUUCAGUUGCGGGUGGCGGUGGCGGUUGCCUCCACGCACGCUCUUCCUUUUCUCCCGCCAUUUUCUCGCCAUCUCCCCAAAGCUUUCCCAUCAAUCCAGCGACCCCAGAGAGAGAGAGAGAGAGAGAGAGAGAGAGAGAGACAGAGAGAGAGAGAGCGUGCGCGCAUUGUCUUUUCUCAUUCUCUCAACCCUUUCUUAUUUAACGCCAUUCUCUCUCCGUUCUCCCAUUCGCCAACCUUUUUUCUCGUUUCUCUUCGUUGUUCUCUCCUCCUCCUCGGGAUCCGAUCGCUUCUUUAUUCCUGUCCGACAAGAUCUGACGGUCCAAAAAGCACGACCAGGUGUUGCUACCAGGCUCGGUUCCCGAGGAUUCUGUUUUCUGUUUUGUCUUCUUCUUCUCUCUCCCUCAUUCUCUUUGACUGGAAGGGCCGAGGAAUAGCCGAUUCAGAUCCUAAGGUGUGCGAUUGGAGUUCUCUGACCUGAUUUCAUUAUUCAUCAGGGGAAUAUGAAUACUUUUACACAUGUUCCCCCAGGUUUUCGGUUCCAUCCCACAGAUGAAGAACUCGUCGAUUAUUACCUUAGAAAGAAGGUUGCAUCAAGAAGAAUUGACCUCGAUGUCAUCAAGGAUAUUGAUCUUUACAAAAUUGAGCCAUGGGAUCUUCAGGAAAAAUGUAAGAUUGGAACAGAAGAGCAGAAUGAAUGGUAUUUCUUUAGCCAUAAAGAUAAGAAGUAUCCGACAGGAACCCGCACUAAUAGAGCAACAACAGCAGGGUUUUGGAAAGCAACAGGAAGAGACAAGGCCAUUUACUCUAAGCAUAACUUGAUUGGGAUGAGGAAGACCUUAGUCUUUUAUAAAGGUCGAGCCCCGAAUGGGCAAAAGUCAGAUUGGAUAAUGCACGAGUACAGGCUGGAAACGAAUGAAAAUGCAACUCCACAGGAAGAAGGUUGGGUAGUCUGUAGGGUGUUCAAGAAGCGAGUAACCGCAAUCCGUAAAGUCAGCGAGCAUGAGUCGCCUUGCUGGUAUGAUGAACAAGUCUCCUUCAUGCCCGAACUUGAUUCUCCGAAGAGGAUAGCUCCUGAUAUGGGAUACCACAAUCCCUAUUCCUGCAAGCAAGAGCUCGAACUGCAUUACCACAUGCCCCAUGACCCCUUCCUCCAGCUUCCUCAAUUAGAGAGCCCCAAGCUUCCGAAUUCUGCUACCACUAUAAGCUGCAAUUCUGUUGUGGCUUAUGGCCUUGACAUCAACCAAGGAAGCACUCUCCAGUCGUCUUCUCUCACACAAGAAGAACAGAUGCAUCAAAACCACCAACACCAGAUGAACUCAGUAUACAAUCAUAAUACUGAGCAAGCAGUCGACCAAGUGACUGAUUGGCGGGUUCUUGACAAGUUUGUGGCUUCUCAGCUUAGCCAAGAGGAUGUUUCCAAAGAACCCAACUACUCAAACCCAGAGAACGCCUUCAACGUUUCCGACCACAUGAACCUACUCAUCCGGCAAUCCAACAAGGCGGAAGCAGCAGCAGACUAUGCAUCAACGUCCACUUCGAGCUGCCAAAUCGACCUGUGGAAGUGAAAGCCUGCACAAAUCCAUCAAUAUAAAUAUAUACUGAUCAUAGGAAGUACAUUAUAAUAUGAAAAGACAUGAUUCAGAUUCCUGUACAUAAUAAACUAAAGCCUUAGUUGUUGGGCCGCUGCAUAUCCCUUGUAAUGUUUAUUAAAACCACCCAACUGGGUUUAGGCCUAUCUCCUACUCUUAAUAAGAUUAGAUUAUUAGGUGGAUGGUGCAGCCGAGCGUUUGCUGUGACUGACUCGGUGAGUGUCGAUUGUAUUACAUGUUUGGUGGCAGCUCUGUCUGCAUGUAAUGGCCAUUAUUAUACAGUCCAGUGUUCAACAGACGUGCUCGCUGUUGGUUGGAUUGAUGUCUUUGAUUGUUCUACUUGUAAUAGCAUUAUUAAAAGAUUUUUAUUUCAUAAACUUCUAGACUACUAUUCUGUC